This is a messenger RNA of Postia placenta MAD-698-R-SB12, 2598 nucleotides long. RefSeq lists its product as hypothetical. The transcript has 17 exons. Lineage: Eukaryota; Fungi; Basidiomycota; Agaricomycetes; Polyporales; Adustoporiaceae. The record is from RefSeq and is a predicted model, not a curated record. Bases 1 to 2598 code for a protein of 865 amino acids.
AUGUUCGAACCCGUCCGCGGAGGCACUCGCGGAGGCCAGGCCGAGUUCAAAUGGUCAGACGUCUCGCAGGAUAAGGACAGAGAGAACUACCUCGGACACAGCAUCAACGCGCCGACAGGGCGGUGGCAGAAGAACAAGGACAUCCACUGGUACAACCGCGACCUGCCGCAGACCCAGGCAGAGCGCGACGAGGAGAUCCGCAAGGUCAAGGAGGCGGAGGCGGAAGCGUUAGCGGCGGCAUUAGGAUUCGCGACGGCCACGAAACCGGGCGCGCCGAGUGCGGCAAGUGGCCCUGGGACAGGCUCGAAUGCCAUAGGCGUGGCACCCAAGCCCGAGGCCGCGCCUCCUGCGCCCGACGCCGAGAAAGAGGAGCGGCGGCGGCGGAAGGAAGAGCGCAGGCGCGAGAAGGAGGAGAAACGGGCCCGCAAGGAGAAGCGGCGCGCCGAACGCCACCGCUCGCACUCGGACGACGACGCCGAGGACAACAUGCGCCACACGCACAGGCACCGCUCGCGCUCGCGGUCUCCUCGCGGGGUAGACAGGUCGCACGGCCGUCCCGAGCGCGAUCGGAGCCCACAUGCGCACAACCGGUCGCGCACGCCGCCUGCGCGGCGGCAUGCGGACGAGCACACCCACGGGUACGGCGAGAGGGCGCGCGAGCAGGAGCGGGAGCGGGACCGACGGCGGUGGGAGGACAAUGCGCGGCGAGAGCGCCCGGGGACAAGGGUGGGCGAGAGUCUGAGACGGUCAUUCCGUCCGCGCAUUACCGUUAAGCCGGUGGUCGGUGUGGGUCCCCACCCAGAGCGUAUGGGUCCCCAGAGAGAUCUCCAGCCCGUCGGUGACGUCUCAUUCUCCUUGCUGGCUCGCUUAGUUCCCCGGAUCUUGGAUUUUGCCCAGUAUAUCAAUUGUAUGGUGCGCGGGGUUGCAAAUGUGCACCCCAUAACCUCAUUAUCCUUACACGAAGAGACCCCCUUCUGGCGGCAGACCCGCCUUUUUCCCCGUAUGUCGAUUGUGCCCCUACUAUUCAACGAAGAUUACGCGAAUCCACAACCCUUUCAUGCUGCAGGCCUCCUUCUCUUCCGCAUCCACCCGCCGCUGCAGACGGUGAUCCCCCUUGUCCACAGUGGGGCAUUCCUAUCACGGAACACUCUCAUUUGGACCCUGUCUCUUCUUCGCGUCCGUCAGAAUUUCGGUGAAUCCGUGCCAGGAGAACAUCGGGGUGCCGCGUCCACUGGUCGAUGCGAUAAACCCACGGGCUUUAUGUCCGUGCGCGGGGCGCCAGCCGCGGCGGGCGGCGUUCACAUGAAGUUUGCUGCAGCGCCUGCGACGCGUUGCGCGCCGCGCGCGAACCCGCGCGACGACGUGGGCAUGGCACUGCAAAUUGCACACGAGACCCUGCAGGGCAGGCGAAAACGGGGGUGCGGCGGGCGCGAUGAGACGGGUAUGAAACGCGCGCGCGCUCCACUUGCAGGGCGCAACCCUGGGCUCGAUCCGGUCAGCAAAGUGUUUGGGCGCGCUGCGGCGGCCGGAUCAACGGGGGCGCGCACGCGUUGUGGAGGGCCGCUCCCAAACGGCUUGGUGAACAAUGUGCCUGCGUGCUGGAGCCGCCAUGCCGUGGGCCGGGACUCGCGCGCAGCGGGCGGGCCUGGGCCGGGUCGGUGGGGGACGACGGGGGUGCAGAGCGGGACGUCGCCGAUUCGAAGAGGACGGGUGGCGGGCGACGCGCAGUGGGCGGACGGGCAGAUCGGGGCGUGGAUCUGGCGGCACGGCGGGCAGGGUUCGGAGCGACGGUUGCCAUAUGCGGCUAGCGGGCGCCUGCGUGGCGUGCGUCCUGCAGAGUGCGGCCUCCCCUUCUUCCUCGAAGACAAGACCGGCGAGCUCACCGGCUCAGAAUUCCUUGACGUACACGAUCGUGCGCGGUUCGCAUACCGCUGCACCCUCCGUGACACGCACCACACCGCCUACAUGGUGUAUGAGGUGUCCCCCGCGGCGCGCAGCACGCCCGUCGCGUGCCUGAACUUUGGCGGGGGCAACGCGCUCGGCACCGUGAAGAUUGGCCAGGGCGAGGACAUCAGCAUGUCCAAGUAUCUCUCGAAAGUGGGGACAUUUGGGAGUACAACUCGCAAAUUUACCGCGUCUGAUGGGCAGGAGUACCAAUGGACGCGGGAUACCGACGAUGGCAGUGAUGCCGAAUGGACGUGUCUGAACGCCAAGGGGUAUCACGUUGCGUCCUACAGCCUGAAGCUGAACGGAGAGCAAUACGAGACGUCCUCGGGCUGCAUGCUCACCGUCGAAGAAUCAUAUGAAAGCCUCAUCGGCGCACUGCGAAUCUACGCGCACCAACCUCCCCCGGCACCGCCUACGCGUCCCGACUCCCCUGCAGGGCCGCGUCCGAUCCUGAGAAGUGGGAAGGCGGUACACGGACGGCGAUCCGCGCUCCCGCAGUGCAUACAGAGCAGACCGAUUGAUCGCGCCCUCCCCGACCUGGACCGCCGUUUCCGCUACGCGCUGAUGAGAAGGCCCGCGUUCUGUGUGCUCCGCCGGAAGGGCAUCAUCAUCAUACGGCGGAAGCAUACGGGCUCCGCGCCAUCUGCGUGA